AUGGAGGAGAAUGACAGGAAACCGUGGUUCAUCCGGUUGGUUGAAUGGCUAGUUACUUUCCCAGACGAGAGGCGGUCUCAGAAUGGCGAUGGCGAUGGUGAUGGUGAUGAUGGAAGAGACUACACAGAUGUGCGUAGAAACUAUCAGGUGUGGAAUAGUAAAUCGCAGGUGUUUGUGAUGGGAGGACGGUUCAGAACGCUGAAGAGGUCUCUUCGAGGAUGGAUAACGUUUUCGUGCUGUAUCAUCCCCUUUGUUUUGUUUUGUAUCUUUGAAGCCUCCUGGUGGUGGCACAAGAUCUCCCCUGGGGUUGUCAUCACGUUUGUAUACAGUUGGAUUCUGUGUACUGCUUCGUUCAUCAAAGCCUCGACGAGGGACCCAGGGUUUGUUCCGCAUAACGUUCAUCUGACAGAGGACCCGUAUAACAUUCCCGAGGAGUACCGUAACGUCAUCUCACUACCCUGCUCCACGUCAAAGAAAGGUGUGCAAGUGAGGUACUGCUUAACUUGCCGGAGUUGGAGAAUGCCCCGGACUUUCCACUGUUCAAAGUGUGACCAGUGUAUCUCAAUUCACGAUCACCAUUGUGUCUGGAUAACAAACUGUGUCGGUGAGAGGAACUACGCGUACUUCUUUGCAUUUCUGGUGUUUGCUGUGUUUUCUUCGACGUAUUUGAUCGUGUUGGAAUACGUGCGUCUCUUUUACAACGACGAUGUUGAUACGACACUGAGCAACACUCCCGUGACGCUCUUAAUAUUAAUCAUGGCUCAUAUAACCAUUCUGUAUCCCCUAUUGCUCCUGAUACUCCACGUGUCGCUCAUAGCUAAGGGACAAACCACGAGAGAAUACUUGAGAACUUGGAAGAUUCAUCGGUACGAUAACCCGUUCAGUAUGGGUAACAUCUUGAAGAACAGUGUCUACGCGUUGUGUAAACCACGUGGCUACAGUGCAGUGAGUAGUCGUGCACGCUAUGAACCGGGAGAUGUGAGGUUUAGGAGAUUCGAGAGUUGA
Molecule: messenger RNA, 1005 nt
Organism: Williopsis jadinii
Lineage: Eukaryota; Fungi; Ascomycota; Saccharomycetes; Phaffomycetales; Wickerhamomycetaceae
Gene: ERF2
Product: palmitoyltransferase ERF2
Exons: 2
Coding region: 1-1005 (334 amino acids)
Biological process (GO): protein targeting to membrane; peptidyl-L-cysteine S-palmitoylation
Cellular component (GO): Golgi apparatus; endoplasmic reticulum
Molecular function (GO): protein-cysteine S-palmitoyltransferase activity
Source: RefSeq, a predicted model, not a curated record